This is a messenger RNA of Westerdykella ornata, 1892 nucleotides long. RefSeq lists its product as uncharacterized. The record is from RefSeq and is a predicted model, not a curated record. Gene Ontology annotation, cellular component: fungal-type cell wall. Gene Ontology annotation, molecular function: hydrolase activity, hydrolyzing O-glycosyl compounds; glycosyltransferase activity. NCBI's taxonomy places the organism in Eukaryota, Fungi, Ascomycota, Dothideomycetes, Pleosporales, Sporormiaceae. The transcript is spliced from 3 exons. The coding region runs from base 275 to 1591 and encodes 438 amino acids. Gene Ontology annotation, biological process: fungal-type cell wall organization; carbohydrate metabolic process.
CCUCGUUGACGCCUCACACUCGCUUUUGCUAAUUCGCCCUUUAGAUUCUUACAGUAUAAUACUCCCUCGACGCUCGCUACACCAUUCUCCCUCAGAAAGGGAACUCCCCAAAGCCCUUCCAUUCGCUUGCCCUCCUCGCCCUCACGUUUCACCCAAAGCCUGGGACACCUGUAGCAUCGACCGUAACGCAGCAUCGUUUGACAGCUGCACUCCCCUAGAACAACCUCGAACCAUCCCGCUCCGCUUACCUUGACACCUGAGAGAGGCUGCGGCCAUGUUCCGACGCGCAGUUGCGGCCGCUCUCGCGGCCACCGCCUUGACGGGCACCGCGACCGCACAGAAAGCUGGCCCUGGGCAGAAUUGUCCUAAAGAUGCGCCAUGCUGCGGCUUGUACAUGGACUGCGGUGUAGGCGCUUUCUGUGUCCAAGGCUGCGAUCCCGUCCACUCCCACUCCCUCGAAGCCUGCUUGCCCAACCCCCAGUGCAAGAGCGGUGACUUCAAGCUCAAUUCCCUCGACGAUGUCCAGUCCAUUGAUAAGUACCUGGGAGACGCCUCCAAGGUCAACUGGGUCUCGCAGGGCAAGCCUGUCGUCUUCGAGGAUUCCAUCCUCCUCACAAUGGCCGAAGGCACAGUCGGAACCCUCCUCUCCUCGGCGCAUUACAUCUGGUAUGGCAAGAUCUGUGCCCGCAUGACCACGUCCCAGGGCAAGGGCGUUGUCACGGCCUUCAUCAUGAUGUCCGACGCCAAGGACGAAAUCGAUUUCGAGUGGGUCGGUGUCGACAUCGCAAACGUCCAGUCCAACUACUAUUCCCAGGGUGUCACUGUCUAUACAAACAGCAGGAAUCUGAGCAUCCCCGGUGGUAACAGUGUGGAACAGGAGCACGAGUACUGCAUUGACUGGAAGCCCGAUACCCUCACAUGGGCCAUCGACGGCAAGGAACUGCGAACGGUAAACCGCAAAGACACGUGGAACUCCACCUCCAACCGCUUCGAUUACCCGCAGACCCCCUCCCGCAUCAUGCUCUCCCUCUGGCCCGCCGGUCUCCCCACAAACGCCAAGGGCACCAUCGACUGGGCUGGCGGCGAGAUCGACUGGAACUCGCCCUACAUGUCCAACGGCUACUACUACGCCCAAAUCAAAUCCGUCUCCGUUGAGUGCUACGACCCUCCCUCCGGCGCCAAGGGCAAGGGCCAGAAAUCCUACGUCUACACCGACCGCGCCGCCACCAACAACACCGUCGAGCUCUCCGACAAACAAGUCAUCCUCGGCUCCCUCUAUGCCACUGGCGAAGAUCCCCAGGAAGGCGCCAGCACCGCCUCCAACGCCCCCAAGCCUACAAAGUCUGUCAACCUUGUCCCUGGAGGUAACCCUGGCGGCGGCGGUCGUGGCGAUGGCGCCGACAGCUCUGACCCCGCCGCGACGGAUGCGCCGGAUGGACAGGGUGCUGGCGGUGGGAACAACGGGGGUAACAAUGGUUUCUCUCAGAACGAUGGCAAGGGCGCGGGUACAAGUCUGCAGCCUGGGCUGGGCAAGGUGGGCGGUGGUGCUGUCGCUAUCGUGGUGGCGGUUCUGGGGCUUAUUGUUCUGUAGAUAGGUGAUGAGGGGCUGCUGUUGUGCUUUGGGUCUUGAACUGGUUGUUUAUCAUGCUAUCUUUUGGUCCUAUCUCUGGUCUUUUAAUGGGCUGGCUUCAUGUCGAUCCUUUGCUGCGACUUCUCCCUUCGGUGUUAGUUGGUUCGGUUGGGUAUGCGGAAUCUUGGGUUGUGCAUAUGCUUGGGGUGGUGGAGGAAGGAGUGGGGGAGAGAUUUUAGGUGUACAUGCCUUCCGCUAGCAAGCUGCGCGCGUAGGUGGCGGUCGUUCAUGGUUGAGCUGAGGAGAGAGGCGUGCGGAGAAG